AUGGCUCACAUAUACCAGGCAAAAGUUCAACCCUCCCUCGAGGAGGUUUCCUCCAUUCUCUCCAAGUCCCGAUCAUCCAAAUUCCCUCCGAAUCUCGUACCGUUAUGCGCUCAAAUCCCCGCCGACCUUUUUACUCCCACACAAGCAUAUUUAAAAGUAUCAGAGGGAUCGAAGCUCUCGUUUCUGUACGAAAGUGCGGCAACUACCGGGACAAUUGGUCGGUAUAGUUUUGUCGGGGCGAAUCCCCUCAAAGUCAUCAAAUCCGGCCCAGGCCAUGGACCUGAAGAAGAUCCGCUCCCACGACUCGAGCAGGAGCUCUCGCAGUACAGAGUCGCGACCGUGCCCUCCCUGCGACUCCCGCCCUUGACCGGAGGGGUCAUUGGGUAUGUUGGUUAUGAUUGUGUCCGAUACUUUGAGCCCAAGACGGCCCGUCCUAUGAAGGACGUCCUAAAGCUGCCCGAGAGCUUCUUCAUGCUCUACGACACAAUAGUGGCUUUUGAUCACUUCUUCAACGUCUGCAAGGUCAUCACAUACCUGCGGGUACCGUCAUCAGAGUCGACUUCCGACCUGCAAACAGCGUAUGAUAAAGCAUGCGCAACACUAAACAGAACAGUUUCACUCCUGCAGGGGGAACACAUACCCCUGCCAUACCAACCACCCAUAGCUCUCAAUCAACCUUCUAAAUCGAACUUUGGCAAGACAGGAUAUGAGGCGCACGUCACCCGGCUUAAGAAGCAUGUGACCAAGGGAGACAUUAUUCAGGCGGUUCCUUCCCACCGUAUAUCACGCCCUACUACGCUCCAUCCGUUCAAUAUCUACCGGCAUCUACGAACAGUCAACCCCUCGCCGUACCUAUUCUACAUCGAUUGCGAGGACUUCAGCAUCGUUGGUGCGUCGCCAGAGCUGCUAGUAAAAGAAGAGGCUGGCCGUAUUAUAACCCAUCCCAUCGCCGGCACGGUCAAGAGAGGUCAAAGCCCUGAAGAAGAUGAGCAACUGGCCGAGGAACUGCGUAACAGCCUCAAGGACCGUGCCGAGCAUGUCAUGCUGGUGGAUCUGGCCCGCAACGACAUCAACCGAGUCUGUGACCCCUUGUCCACUCGUGUCGACCGACUCAUGGUGGUGGAGCGGUUCAGCCACGUUCAGCAUCUCGUCAGUCAGGUUUCAGGUGUGUUAAGAGAAGGCGAGAACCGCUUCACCGCUUUUCGAAGUAUUUUCCCCGCGGGCACGGUCUCGGGGGCUCCCAAGGUCAAGGCUAUGGAACUCAUUGCAGAACUAGAACAGGAGAAGCGAGGUGUCUAUGCCGGUGCGGUAGGGUAUUUCGGCUUCUCCCAUGUGUCACUCGACGGAUCAAAGAUUGAAGAUGAAGGGGCAAUGGACACUUGCAUCGCACUACGCACGAUGGUGGUGAAAGACGGCGUUGCAUAUUUGCAGGCUGGCGGAGGAAUUGUCUUUGACAGUGUCGAGGAGGAUGAGUGGAUUGAAACAAUGAACAAGCUGGGAGCGAAUAUUAGGACUAUUGAGGAAGCAGAAAAAAGAUAUUUGGAGCUCGAAAAGUUGCGCAAUGGAAACGGGGCUGGACAGGCAAAUGGUGUCGCUAUCUAG
Fonsecaea nubica is the source of this 1602-nucleotide messenger RNA. RefSeq lists its product as hypothetical. Lineage: Eukaryota; Fungi; Ascomycota; Eurotiomycetes; Chaetothyriales; Herpotrichiellaceae. The record is from RefSeq and is a predicted model, not a curated record. Gene Ontology annotation, molecular function: anthranilate synthase activity. The coding region runs from base 1 to 1602 and encodes 533 amino acids. Gene Ontology annotation, biological process: L-tryptophan biosynthetic process. The transcript has a single exon.